Molecule: messenger RNA, 947 nt
Organism: Rhagoletis zephyria (snowberry fruit fly)
Lineage: Eukaryota; Metazoa; Arthropoda; Insecta; Diptera; Tephritidae
Product: putative nuclease HARBI1
Source: RefSeq, a predicted model, not a curated record
AUGAGCAGUGUGGACUUAUUUUUUGAGGACGAGUACGAUGUGGAGGAAACCAACCUGCAAAGACUGAGACGCAGCAUCCGAGAUAAUUCGAACCCGAUGGAUCUGCCCAAUAGGCUGAUCAAUAAGGAAGCUUUUAUGUUCCUGUUGCAAAAAAUGGAGGACUCGUUCAAUCUCAAUGCUCAAUGCACCGGAGCGCAGCAAUACCACCAAUUUUAAAGCUUGCUUGCGCCCUUCGCUUUUUCGCUGAUGUCUCCUAUCAAAGGGGCGUUGGUAACGAUUUCGAACUAGGCUUCGCACAAGCAACGGUAUCGGUGGUCUUAAAAGAAGUACUGGAGAUAUUCCAGACCGUCAUUUGUCAUGAAUGGAUAAAUAUGCAAAUGACUGAAGACGAGAAACAAAGGGCUAGACAUUUUUUCUUCCGAAAAUCUCGUAUAACUGGAAUCAUCGGGUGCGUGGACGGAACGCACGUUGGUAUUGUUGCACCAAAUCGAUUAAAACAUCAGUAUUUAAAUAGGAAAGGGUUUUACAGUUUGAAUGCAAUGAUUGCUUGUGAUCACAACAUGGUGAUACGGUAUGUAGACGGCCGUUUUCCCGGUUCAACACACGAUUCAUUUCUUUGGGGAAACAGUGAACUGAAAGAAAUCUUGCAAAGGAUGUACUGCAAUGGAGAACGAAGUUCUGUGUAUUUAGGGGAUUCUGGGUACCCCUUAAGCCCUUAUCUAAUGACACCAUUUCGUAGUGCAAUCACUGGCAGCAGAGAGUCAACCUUUAACACACAGCAGGGAUGGCAUGCCAAAGCGAGAAAUAUUGUGGAGAAAACAAUUGGUGUGUUGAAAUGUCGUUUUCGAUGCCUCCUCGGGGAAAGAAAACUGCAUUAUUCUCCACACAAAGCCACACAAAUAGUCAACGCCUACUGUGCUCUUCACAACAUUUGUUUGCAUUUUAAU